CAGUAUUUGUCAUCCAGCGAUUGGACCGGCAGCGUGUCGGGCAUCAUCAUGGCGUUCUUUACCCAACUCAUGUUACUAACAUGGAAGAAUGUGACAUUACGUCGGAGACAGAAGCUUCGUCUCCUCACUGAGUUAAUUUGGCCUGUCCUGUUGUUUGCGAUUAUCGCUGUGGUAAGACGGAGUCAAAUGCCUGAUUUCAAACCUGAAUGUCAUUUCUUGAGCAAGGCGCUUCCUUCGGGAGGUCUUCUCCCGUUCUUCCAGUCGUUGAUGUGUGACUUCCAAAGCCAGUGCUUCCCCAAUGAAACCUAUGGCGAGGGCAGUGGCAACGUCAAUAACUUCAGAGAUGCAGGACUUACAAAAAUACUCCAAGAUGUGGAGUUAAUUGUGACAAACAAGACAACUCUGGGAGCGUUGAAGACUUUGCUUAUUGAAGUCGGUGAACUGAACAAACUGCUGCCAUUCCUGAAAGAUUUGGACAAAUUCCCAAAUGCAAAUCCAGGCUCGGAGUCGCUCAAAGAUUAUCUCAAAGACCCCGACAAGGUGAAGAGAUUUCUGACCGAGGACCUCCAGCUUUCACCAGCGGUAGCAGAUGCAAUACUCGAUGCAAAAAUGACUCCAGAGCAGAUCCUCUCCCUGAUGAACCCCCAGACGUUCCAGGAUGCAUCCUGUGACAAGGAGCAACUGCAGAAGCUCUUUGGUGUGGACAACCAGACCACACUGGACGCCAUGCAGAGGGAGUUAUGCAACCUGACCGAUGCGGACCUGGCCAGCUUGAGCCAGAUGAUGGCCGAUCAGAUCGACAUGGACAAACUCAUCAAUCUACCAGGCAUUCCUAACAUUCCAGGCAUCAGUGGUUUCCUACGGAUGGGCAUUGGAAUCCAACAGUACAACGGUUUACCAGUGGAUGAUCUGCUGAAAAAUAAGACUGCAUUGAUUGACUACAUGCAAGAGCAGUUGGGGGUGUCAGAGGAGGAUGCAGAGCUGGUGGCCGAUUCCAUUGACAAUCCUAAAAUGCUGUUACUGAUGCUGGAAGGGCGCAACAUGCGAGACACCGUCUGCAACACCACCCUUUUGGAGGACUACGUCACCACCACAGACCCCGCCCAGAUUGACGAGCUCAGCGAGACACUCUGCAACAUGUCCGACACUGAAUUGGAUCAGUUUUCCCGCGAAGUCCAAGCCGUUAUCAAUUAUCCUGCUCUCUGGAAUGCGCUAAAUGGAACAGAUGUGGAUGAAUGGUACAGAAACUCCCUGACAUUAAUGCUGUCCCUUGCACAUCAGAUUUCAGAACUAGACAGCUUCAACGACCUGAUGAAUGACAUCAAUCAGAUCGCUGUCAAGAACGACUCCAACGACCUCAUCUGUGGCAGCGUGGGGGAACUGAUCGAUCCCAGCCUCAUCAACAUGGAUUCUACAGCCAACUCAGGCUUUGGACAGUUUGGGGACUUGAAAAAGUCCGGAGUUCAGAAACCCAUGGCUAAAACUGCCUGGAGGAGCAAAAAUGAUUCCACGGACGAUUUGCAGGGGCCUCCAGAGGACUGUGAAUGGGUGCAACAGAUUACAUCUACAGAAGUUGGGGGCAUCCUCUGGGACAGACUGAAGCCGAUGGUACAAGGGUACAUUUUGUACACCCCAGACACCCAGGCAACCAAACGGAUCAUGAAGGAGGCCGAACAACCGUUUGCCUCGUUACGAAUGUUCCGGGACCUUUGCAUGAAAUGGCAACAGUACUCACCGUUGCUCCGAAACUUCAUUGAAACAAAUCCAGCCCUAGACAUAGUAAACGAGUUUCAGGAAAACCCAGAGUUGAUCACAGAGUUGGAGAAACUGCUGCAAACCAACUCAACUCCCGACUACCUCUGGCUGAAGGAAAUCCUCCUCAACGCGGAGAACAACAAGAAAGAAAACAACGUCACUGACUCUUGGCUAGCUGCCAUUGAUGCCAUCGAUGAAUUCACCAACACAACCCUAGAAAUUUUCAGAUGUGUGAAUCUUGAUAAGGUUCGUGGAUUCGACACCCAAGAAGAAUUCCAAGAAGCUGCUAGCAAAUUACAAGGAAACCGUACAUUCUGGGGAGGUGCUGUGUUUGAAGGCUUUAACAAGUCCACUUCCAAUGACACAAUUCCACCCCAUGUGAUUUAUCAACUGCGCAUGGACAGCAGUAUGGUACGAAGCACAGAAAAAGACAAACAGAGCUUUUGGUACCCGACACCCAUGAGUAAUGUCUUCCAGUAUGGACAGUACAUCAUGGGCGGCUUUGUGUUUCUUCAAGACAUGCUUGAGCAAGGUAUCAUCAAGGCGUCCCUCGGAAAGAAAGAUUCCGGCGCCGGCGUGUACAUCCAAGAGUUCCCGUACCCGUGCUACUCAAGUGACUUCUUCAUCAAUACCCUGGGGGUCGCGCUGCCGCUCUUCAUGGUCUUGGCCUGGGUCUUCUCGGUAGCCAUGACCAUCAAAGGCGUCGUCCUGGAGAAGGAGUUGCGUCUCAAGGAGAUGAUGAAGGUCAUGGGUAUGGGCAACGGGGUGCACUGGGUGGCCUGGUUCAUCAACAGCUUCGUGGUCAUGUUCGUCAGUAGCUGCUUGCUGGUCCUGGUUCUGAAGGUCGGCAAUAUCACGAUAAACACUGACACCUCCAUCCUUCUCUUGAUGAUGGUAUCAUUCAGUGUCUCCACCGUCACCCUGUGCUUCCUGAUCAGUACCUUCUUCUCCAAAGCCAACCUGUCGGCGGCGUGCGGCGCCGUGAUAUUCUUCCUGACGUACGUCCCUUACAGCAUGGCCUACGCCUGGGAUUCCCAAUUACCUCUUGUGGCAAAGUUCUUCCUGUGCCUGUCGAACACCAUGGCGUUCGGCUACAGCUCCCAGUUCUUGAGUCUCUUUGAGACCCAAUCAACCGGCAUACAGUGGUGGAAUAUUAACGAGAUGCCUAAAUCCUCCAGUGAAUCCAUGACCUUCCUGCAAGUCUUGGCGAUGAUGUGGGUCGAUUCCUUCAUCUAUAUGCUGCUGACAUGGUACAUUGAGGGGGUCUUCCCAGGUGCCUACGGCAUGCCCCGCCCCUUUUAUUUCCCAUUCCAACGAUCGUACUGGUGUGGUUCCCAUGCUACCGAUGCCCUGGAUGAGGACAUACUGGCAUCUGGUAAAGAUCUGCCAACAGACAACUCUGACUUUGAGCCAGAACCCACCCACCUGAAGCUUGGCGCUUCCAUCAACAAAUUGUACAAGAUCUACAAGACCGGCAAGAAACUGGCCGUCAACAACCUGAGCGUCAACUUCUACGAGGGGCAAAUCACCUCCUUCUUGGGGCACAACGGCGCUGGCAAGACCACCACAAUGUCUAUAUUGACGGGGCUGUUUCCACCCACGGCCGGUACCGCUUACAUCUAUGGCAAGGACAUCUUGAAGGACAUCAGUAGAAUCCGCAAGAGCCUUGGCAUGUGCCCACAACACAAUGUGCUCUUUGACUAUAUGACUGUGGCAGAGCAUCUGUGGUUUUUCGCUCGGGUGAAGGGUGCAGCCGAUCAUGAAAUCAAGUCAGAGAUGACUCUAAUGCUGAAACACCUACGUCUGGUGAACAAGAAAGAUGAACUGGUGAACGACUUGUCAGGUGGCAUGAAGCGUAAGCUGUCCAUUGCAAUGGCCUUUGUGGCCGGAUCCAAGAUGGUCAUUUUGGAUGAGCCCACGGCCGGCGUUGACCCCUAUGCUAGGAGAGAGAUCUGGGAACUACUUGGCCAGUACAAGGAAGGCCGCACAAUCAUCAUGUCCACCCAUCACAUGGACGAGGCAGAUGUCCUUGGCGAUCGCAUUGCCAUCAUCUCCGCCGGCCAGCUCAGAUGCUCGGGUUCCUCCUUGUUCCUCAAGAGUCGUUUCGGAAGCGGCUACUACCUCGUCCUCAACAAGCGCAUACCAGGCGAUAACAUCCCGGUCUCCCCGCAGCUCACAGACCCGGCCUACCAGACCGAGAUGAGCAACGGUCCAGAUCUCGUCACAGGAGCCAUGAUGAAUCAACACCAGGAUGAGGAGAAACCGAAAAAAGAGAUGGACUUGGAUCUUGUAGAGCCAACUGAGAUGAAAGUCGCCCUUGAGCCAGACGACGAUGAGUUGCGCCUCAAGAAAUCCAAGCCCCCAAUUGACAUUGCAGACUGCGGCUCGUGUCAGGAGGCAACUGUGACCAGUUUCAUCCAGAGCUACCUCCCCUCAGCGACCCUCUGUGAGAACCUGGGCACCGAGCUGUCCUACAUGCUCCCCUCGGCAGCCACCCAGGAAGGCUCCCUGGAGUUCCUCUUCAAGGAACUGGAGACGUUUAAAGAUCAGCUCUACAUCACCAACUUUGGCAUCUCGGACACCUCCUUGGAAGAGGUAUUCCUGUCAGUCACCGACGACGUAGGAGUCUUCAACCAAGGUGAAACCAGCCAGGGAACGGACAACGGGGCCCUGCCCCGCCCAUUCAUGGGGCGGGGCAGCCUGAAGAGGCGGAGCUACCAACUCCCGGCCCAGAGCUCCAGCAUCAAGGAACGACGCAGGCGCAGUAUGAAAGUGCGGCACAAGGCCAUGUCUUCCGCUAACGGACAGGCACUUGUGAGCGACGAUGAAGUGGACGUGGAGCAUCAAGCAGCUCAGGAACCCACAGCCGACGCACAGAGCCUCCACAGCAUCAACCUGGAGGAAGCCGAGAAUCCUGAGGAUACCGACAGCCCUAGCGAGGAGGCAAGCCAAGGAGGUAACCGUCGGCAGAGGAGCUACAAGUCCGGCAGCCAGAAGCUGAAUCGGCAGUCCAGCCGGCAAACCAGCCGGCCCAAGAUGCAUCGGCAGAUCAGCAGGCAUAUGAGCCGCAAGCUGAAUCGCCAGGCCAGCCGCCAGGCUAUGGAGACACAAAAGAAAGACGUAUCGGUGGCUAACGUCCGCAUGCCAGAUGCAGAAAGCAAUGAGCCGUGUGCCAGGAACCUGACCGGUCGCGAGGUUCACGGCAUCAGCCUCAUCUGCAGACAGUUCUGGGCACUCAUGGUCAAGAGAUUCCAUCACUUCAGACGCAGCAAGAAAGGCUUCUUUGCCCAGGUUAUCCUCCCCGUAGUCUUUGUCUGUCUUGCCAUGGUCUUCACCGUCGUGCUACCAGUGCCGACAGAGGGAGAGAAACUUCCCCUGGUUCCCUGGCUGACCGGUACCCCAAACUACGUCUUCUACAGUAAUGACGACCCCGACAGUGCUCUAGCGGCAGGAAUGGAGGCAACCAUAGCUGAGGACCAGCCGGGCAUAGGCACCAGGUGUAUGGCGGACAACCCGUUUGUGAACAGGGAUUUCCUUUGUAAACCGGGCAAAUCAACCGAUUGGUACGUCACGUCCCACAUGGACCCAGCGCUCUAUGACCAAUUUUUGAAGGGUGAACUAGAAUGUGACUGCAGUGGCAGUGGCUUUGAGACAUGUGACAAGGGGGCCGAGGGUCCAGCCCCUCCAGAGAGGGUUGUCCCGACCACAGACUUCCUACAGAAUCAUACCAAUAUGAACAUCAGUUGGUACCUCAAGACAACCACACUAGAAUACGUCUGGAAAAGGUUUGGUGGUGUGAGUUUCCUGGAGACGGACGAAAUGGCUCCGCUGACCUUGAACAUCAGUGAAGAAAUCUUGACUGACUGGAGCAACAACUGGGAUGACCCCUUUGGUGGCGCUGGAGGAGUGACGGCCAUGGAAGCCAGGGAGGACAUUCCGCCAGAUGCUGGGGAUUUGCUGCCAUCAGAUGGCACGUUGAGGGAGUUCUAUGCCGUGCUGCUGUCACUAGCACGCUUCAAGAACGUUAAGGUCUGGUGGGACAACACAGGUUUCCAUGCUCUUCCUGCCUACAUCAACGUGGCUAGUAACAUGCAAUUCCGAGGCAACAUUGAGGAAUCGCAGCGAGACCAGUACGGCAUCACAGCUUACAACCACCCCAUCAAUAUGACUGGUGACCAGAUCACGGAGCGAGUUAUGAAGCAAACACCGAUCAUCAUGGGCACAGCCAUAUUUGUGGUCUUCGCAUUGGCCUUUGUGCCGGCCAGCUUCGUGGUCUUUCUGAUCACCGAGCGCGAAUCCAAGUCCAAGCAUCUGCAAAUAGUCAGCGGUAUCAGUCCUACCACCUACUGGGUGUCAACUCUCAUCUGGGACUUGGCCAAUUAUCUGAUACCAGCUGUGCUGACCGUUGUGAUAUUCAUCGCAUUUCAGCAGCAAGCCUUUAUAAGUAGCGAUAAUAUAACCACUACUAUCCUACUCCUGCUCAUGUAUGGCUGGGCAGUGACUCCGAUGACCUAUCCUGCCUCCUUCGUCUUCUCCACGCCCAGCACUGCCUAUCUGACAGUAGCCUGUGGUAUCAUGCUGAUAGGGAUCCUGACGAUCAUGACCACAUUUAUCUUGGAGUUCUUGGGCGGCGGUGACGAGAGUGUGACAGCUGUCAAUGACGCCAUGAUGAAACUGUUCCUGAUUUUUCCGCCGUUUUGCCUCGGCAGAGGAUUGGUGGACAUGGCCCUCAACUCACUCACCAACGACCUGUAUGCUGAAAUCGGACUUACACCCGAACCAUACAACCCAUUAGAAUGGGACAACGUCGGCCAGAACAUCUUCUCCUUGGGCAUCAUCGGAAUCGGCUUCUUUGCUCUGACACUGCUGAUUGAAAACGAGUUCUUCUUCAAGCCAAGACACAUUGAAUCAGAGAAUAUUCCACUAGCCCUUGAAGAUGACGACGUAGUGCGCGAGAGACAGCGUGUGCUGUCUGGAGGCGCCGACGAUGACAUCGUCCGAGUGGAGAAUCUUACCAAGGAUUACAACACAAGCAAUGGAGUCUUCACUGCUGUCAAUAGGAUAUGUGUUGGCAUUCCAUACGGAGAGUGUUUUGGACUUCUUGGAGUGAACGGCGCAGGGAAGACCACCACCUUCAAGAUGUUAACGGGAGACACACAAGUCACGUCGGGCUCAGCCUACGUCAAGGGCUACAGCAUCCUGAAGGACAUGAGGAAAGUGCGACACAACAUCGGCUACUGCCCGCAGUUUGACGCCCUGAAUGAGCUGCUGACGGCCGAGGAACAUCUGGCCUUCUACGCCAGACUCAGAGGGAUUCCCGAAGCUGAUAUUAACAAGGUUGUACAGUGGGGCAUCAAGAAGUUGGGCCUCUCCAUGUACGCCAAGCGCGUCGCAGGCACCUACAGCGGAGGCAACAAGAGGAAGUUAUCCACAGCUAUAGCCCUCAUAGGAGACCCAGAACUUAUAUUCCUGGAUGAGCCAACAGCAGGAAUGGACCCCAAAGCUCGUCGCUUUCUCUGGAAUCGCAUCACCAGUAUCAUCAAGGAAGGCCGCUCAGUCAUACUCACUUCCCACAGUAUGGAGGAAUGUGAGGCCCUGUGUACCCGCGUCGCCAUCAUGGUCAACGGUCGAUACAAAUGCAUCGGCAGCACACAGCAUCUCAAAUCCAAGUUUGGUGACGGCUACACCAUAUCCAUCCGAGUGGGCGGGGAUCCGCCCAUCAUGGAACCCCUGAUGCUGUUUGUGGCUGAGACGUUCCCGUACACCAUACUCCGUGAGCGCCACUUCAACAUGCUGGAGUACCAGAUGCCGUCCGCCAGCGCAUCCCUGGCCAAGCUCUUCGGUGCCUUUGAUGCCAACAAGCAGAGAUUCUGCAUCGAGGAUUACUCCGUCAGCCAGACAACAUUGGACCAGGUGUUCAUCAACUUUGCCAAGGAGCAGACAGCAGGAUUGGAUGACCAUGAGGAGCAGGCAGACGGCAUGGAGGUCACAGUCAUCAACAUGCCUGAUGGACCGCAAAUCGUCUCGCCAACUAUGGACACAAUGCAGUUUCUCCCCGAGAACAGCACCAUCGGCGGAUUCGCCUUCGCUGCUGCCAACAUCUACGCCGGUGUGAUUCACCACGAUGACAAACCGGGAAAGACCCCCGCGGCACCCAAGCCCCACUCACCCGCCGCCUACCCCGGAGGGGGGUUCCCUGAACUGUCUAGGCAGGACAGCCGAGGCUUCACCAACCCCAUGUACCAGGUCUCGCAGGAGGAGUUAGAGCAGUCGCAGAACGGCAACACCAGGAACUCCUCCACCCGUGGCAAAUCACGGAGGAGCCCCCCGACAGAGGAGGAGAACAAGAGUGACGAAGAGGUCUUAGACGAUUGCUUAGUGCCGAGAGGAAAUCAGUUGGGACAAAUCAACGAUACCUUGAUGAAGAUGUCAAAUCUUGACCAGGUUCUCCAGGCUGAGACUGAGCCUGACAAGGAAGUCACUUUGUCUUCCUAUCUUCCAAUAUCAGAAGACACAGAGGAAACGCCCUUUUAAAGGGCUUCAGCCAUCAGGAUUUUUUUAGCAAAGGAAAACUCAACCUCAGCUACCAGCUUCGAAGCAGAGAGAUGGACAUUUUAUUUUUUUGCCUGUGAUAUAUCUUUUUGUUUAUCACUAACAUUGAACCUGUUACAGCGAUACGCUGUAGAAGUGGGUAGAUCAUACGCCGCCGAAGUCACAUGUUGCUCGGGACGACCGUUCCACACAAACCUGGACUUACGUAGCGAUAGCACGGGCCCAUUUUUUUUAUCGAUUUUUUACGCUUUGAAAAAAAAAUAAUGGCAUCCGUGACAUUCUGAGUGAUGAAUACAGUCAGCUCAAAGCACUGUUCCAUUUUCCAGUCUUAUUCUUAAUGUCUGAGAAAUCUCAACCACAAAAUGUGCACCUAAAGCUCCCAUAUGUUUUGCACGGUGAAAAUUGGAAACCAGACAUUGUUUGGAACAGUCGCUCUAGGAGACGACCCUGCAUGACAUCACACUUCUACAGCGUAUUGAGCUGAAGGUUCUUGACACCAACUACAUGUUACUAGUGCAGUGGUGAACAUGGCGUUUACUAAGAUGUCAUUAGCUGCAUAUUGACGAGUCCAUUCUGCGAGCUGUAAAAGAACUCCCGAUUGUAACGGAACCUGAACUCUUCACUUGGAAAUUAAAUAACUUUGUCUUCCUCAAGGAAUAUCCUUCAAAUUUAAUUGUGCCCAUUGAGCAAUAUGCAAAAUGUAAUGAUUUCAGUACCAAUAAAUCGAUAUAAUUCUGCCAUAGAGAACAACACUGUUAAAGGUGCAUUCCCCGUGCUCUUCAACAAGUUCGAGGUUUUUCUUUUAACAAGUUUUCGUCGGAGAACAUGAUAACAGGCACUGGCUGUUUUUAUACAAAGGCACAGCUGACGGGUUAAGACGUGAAGAUUGCCUCGCCACUCGCCUCUGGGUGACAUCUAAAAACGCUAAUCCCUUGUGUCUUUUGUACACACACAAAGUCAAGCACGUUUGUUUAUGGUGUUAAUCGAGGAUUUGCU
Patiria miniata (bat star) is the source of this 9303-nucleotide messenger RNA. Its product is annotated as phospholipid-transporting ATPase ABCA1-like. Bases 49 to 8289 code for a protein of 2746 amino acids. The transcript has 50 exons. Gene Ontology annotation, cellular component: membrane; intracellular membrane-bounded organelle. Gene Ontology annotation, biological process: lipid transport; transmembrane transport. Lineage: Eukaryota; Metazoa; Echinodermata; Asteroidea; Valvatida; Asterinidae. The record is from RefSeq and is a predicted model, not a curated record. Gene Ontology annotation, molecular function: lipid carrier activity; ATP binding; ATP hydrolysis activity.